UUUACAACCUUAGAACUUCCUGCCCGUGAGUAGCUUUGUCCGUGGAAGCUAACUGGUCUGAUUAAACUUUACGAGACAGCUUACAAAAUGGGAUGUGAUGGUGGUACGAUUCCUAAAAGACACGAGUUGGUGAAAGGCCCCAAAAAAGUCGAGAAGGUUGAUAAAAAUGCAGAAUUGGCUGCCAAGUGGAAGUACUGUGCCUUGAGCCAGGAGAGACUUCGACGUCCCAUCGUUGCCUGCGACCUGGGAAGGUUGUAUAACAAAGAUGCUGUCAUUGAAUAUCUUCUGGAUAAGUCUGCUGAGAGACCCAAUGCUGAGGCUGUAACACACAUCCGUGGGAUCAAGGAUAUAAAGGAGCUGAACCUAACUGACAACCCUGAAUGGGAGGGAGAGAGAAGAAAUGCUAAAGGAGACAGAUAUGAGGACAUCCACUGUGGCAUGUUCAUUUGCCCUGUUGUUGGGUUGGAGAUGAAUGGCAAACACAGGUUUUGUUACCUGCAGACCUGUGGCUGCGUCUUCUCUGACAGGGCCCUGAAGGAGGUUAAGACAGAAAUCUGCCACAAGUGUGGGGAUCCGUUUAAAGAUGAAGAUAUUGUGGUGCUCAAUGGCACUAAAGAGGAAGUGGAAAAGCUAAAGGACAGGAUGGAUGAGAGGCGGGCCAAAGCCAAAACUAAGAAAACAAAGAAGAGCAAAGCAGCUGAAACCGUGUCCACUCCAUCAGAAACAAAAGAAGACACAGAGUCUCCACCUGUGGAUGCGACUGGAACGAGCUCACUACAGAAUGGUGGUGAAAGCAGCCAGUCAGCUGUGGCUGGACCCUCUGGAUCCUCCGGUUCCUCUAAAGCCACCAAGUCUUCCACAACAUCUGCCACCAAGAGGUCGAUCCAGGAUAUGAAGGAGAAGUCCGAGGCUUUUAAAUCCCUGUUUACCACCCACAGCUCUGCCAAGCGCACUAAAGACCAGACAUCCAACUGGGUCACCCACACCCCUUAUCACUUCUAGUAACUAAUGCUCAGAGCAGAGGCCACCAAUUCAAGAUUACUUUAGAAAUUGCAACCCAUUUAAAGACUCAUUACUCUUUAGAAAUCUAAUCUCUCUCUCUCUCUCUCUCUCUCUCUCUCACAUGCACACACACACCUACACACACACACACACACACACACACACACACAGACCCACAUGAGCUCUGAUAAUGUCACCAAUGCGUGGACUCAUUCCCAACUUGACUCUUUAGUCCCCAGUAGCUUAGUGUUUACAUGUUGUGAACAUUUUGUUAACAGCUCCCCAAGCUGUUCAUACCAUUUGUUUUGUUGACUAAUUCCUCCCCCAUGUAUUCACCCACAGCUCUGCAUUCUCCCUCAAAGGUGCUUUGAGAAUUAAUGCAUGGGUGACUUUAUUAACUCUGUCACUCUGCUGUCUCCUAGUGGACGGAGUGCAGCUUUUUAAUGACAUCUCAACAUGGCAUGUGGCCUGUGAAUGAACACUUAAGCUACAUCUUCUUUCCUUCUAAGCUGGUAGUAUGUGCUGGACUGUCAUUUAUAUUUUAUAUUAUUAGGUUUUGCAGAGAAUUGUUCUUAUUUUGUGUUGGUUAUUUUAUUUUCCCUCAAAAGUGGGUUGGUGGGGGAGGAACUGAGCUUAGCAAAGAUCAUAUAUUAAUCUGAUCUAUUUAUUCAAGUUUCUGAUGUGCAGAAAUAUAGCCCACACACAUCAAAAGACAAACUGUAGCUUUACUAAGAAGGAGUUCGAAGCUGGAAAAUACACAUUUUGCUUCAGUCUUCAGCAUCACAAAUGUCAGCAUUUUCUUUUUUUUCCAAAGCCUUUGUCUAAGUGUUUGGCCUUUGUGGAUGAUUUCUGAUGUGAAAACUAACACAGGAUGUUACACUGGUCUCCAGUUAUACUCAUAUUGAAACUGAACCACUCUUCUUGAGAAAGUGUUUUAAAAGGAGAUUAAAAACAUUUUGCUUUA
Molecule: messenger RNA, 1966 nt
Organism: Stegastes partitus (bicolor damselfish)
Lineage: Eukaryota; Metazoa; Chordata; Actinopteri; Pomacentridae
Gene: rtf2
Product: replication termination factor 2
Exons: 9
Coding region: 88-1002 (304 amino acids)
Biological process (GO): mitotic DNA replication termination
Cellular component (GO): nucleus
Source: RefSeq, a predicted model, not a curated record